UUGGCCGGGGAAGGCGAGACGCCCUUUGGUACGCUGAUGAGGCCGAGGCUGCUUCGUCGAGAGUGGCUCGCGCGGCCAGGGGGCGUGGUCGUUUCUCUCGGCGGGCUCUUGUGGCGGCGGGCGGCGCUGGGAGGCCUGGGCCUGCGGACUCCAUCGACCCCGCCGUUGCGAAGGGCCGACGAGGAUGGCCGUCCCGGAAACCCGCCCCAAUCACACCAUCUACAUCAACAACCUCAAUGAGAAGAUCAAGAAGGAUGAGCUGAAGAAAUCCCUCUACGCCAUCUUCUCCCAGUUCGGCCAGAUCCUGGAUAUCCUGGUGUCUCGGAGCCUCAAGAUGCGGGGUCAAGCCUUCGUCAUCUUCAAGGAAAUCAGCAGCGCCACCAACGCCUUGAGGUCCAUGCAGGGGUUCCCCUUCUACGACAAGCCGAUGAGGAUCCAGUACGCCAAGUCGGACUCCGACAUCAUCUCGAAAAUGAAAGGCACCUACGUGGAGCGCGACCGCAAGCGGGAGAAGAGGAAGCCUAAAGGCCCGGAGACGCCCGUGGUCAAGAAACAAAUGCCUGGGGCCGCUGCUCCGGUGGCAGGCGCAGUGCAAGGAGCCGUCCCUGGGAUGCCGCCAAUGAACCAGGCCCCUCGCAUGAUGCACCACAUGGCAGGCCAGCCUCCAUACAUGCCCCCUCCGGGUAUGAUCCCCCCACCCGGUAUGACUCCAGGAGGAAUCGCGCCAGGGGCCAUGCCCCCUCAGCAGAUGAUGCCUGGCCAGAUGCCGCCUACCCAGCCGCUCUCUGAGAACCCACCCAAUCACAUCCUCUUCCUCACCAACCUGCCCGAGGAGACCAACGAGCUGAUGCUGUCCAUGCUCUUCAAUCAGUUCCCGGGGUUCAAGGAGGUGCGCCUGGUGCCCGGGCGGCACGACAUCGCUUUCGUGGAGUUUGAUAACGAGGUGCAGGCCGGAGCCGCCCGCGACGCCCUCCAGGGCUUCAAGAUCACACAGAGCAACGCCAUGAAGAUUUCCUUUGCCAAGAAGUGAAGACCCCACCCGGGCCCAGAACUGUCCCUCAGGCCCAGAACUGCCCCUCCCCACUCCCCCCAGUUAGUGUCUGAUUGAGCCAGGCCCCCCCCUGUUUUUUUACCAGUUCCCUGGAAGGUAAGUCUGUCCUCAGGGCCGGCCGGAUUUCCAGCCCCAAACUGCCCCCUUCCCCAGAGCCUUGUGAACUGACAGCGGGGAAGUGUCUGACUUGCGUCCCCCCCUGCACGCCGCGCUGCCUGGCUGCUCGGAGUGGGUAAGUGACUCUGGAGCGCCGCCAGCUGGUGAUCCCCGUGUCUGCGAUGAGCCUGGAGCUGGUUCGUGGCGGGAUGGUUGGUACAGGGGGGUGGGGACGGGGGCGGCUAGAGGCAGCGAAAACCCUCCGGAAGCAUUGUACCCAGAGUCUGCUGCUCAGACAUUGCACCUGGCGCUCUCUGUCCUGUAAUAAAAACUUUGUGACCUCCCUGUGA
Molecule: messenger RNA, 1497 nt
Organism: Caretta caretta (loggerhead turtle)
Lineage: Eukaryota; Metazoa; Chordata; Testudines; Cheloniidae
Gene: SNRPA
Product: small nuclear ribonucleoprotein polypeptide A
Molecular function (GO): RNA binding
Source: RefSeq, a predicted model, not a curated record